Triticum urartu is the source of this 2233-nucleotide messenger RNA. RefSeq lists its product as uncharacterized. NCBI's taxonomy places the organism in Eukaryota, Viridiplantae, Streptophyta, Magnoliopsida, Poales, Poaceae. The record is from RefSeq and is a predicted model, not a curated record.
AUAGCCUUUUUCUUGUAUUUUUCAAAACAAGUUUAUUCAGUGUAUGUCAUGUCUAGCAAUUACAUCUGUCAUGUUUUUGUUGGUGAUUGGUUUUGAGAUGGAAAAUAUAUAUCACAUUUUUUGUCACCAUAAUGUAUAUAGCACAACUCGCAUGCAGAAAGCCUGGAAACUGUGAGCUUCAGAUGUGCUCUACAAAACAGCCUAUAAGUUUGGUGUAUGAUCGAAGUUCUCAAGUACAGUAAGACAUAGGAUUCUCAUAACGAAGUGGUAAUCCACAUAUGCACUCUUGUUUUGCGUUGACUUGGUACAUUCUGUUUAUCGAAGUGGUUAUCCACUCAAUCUUUCUUGUUUGAUUUUAUUUGGUGCAUUAUGUCUCUCCGUUAUUUUACGGGGAAGUAUUGGCACUGAACUGAUUAUUAUUGAACGAGUGAUUCAACAAGGACACUGCCGAUGCUAUUUUCUUGUGGCUAUUAAGCAUCAAAAGCCUUUGCUGCUCUUGAUUCAAAUGCGCGUAGAGAGCAGAUAUAUAUUACAAAAAUGGACCUGUAUGUGUUAAAAAAGGAAAGACUGAUUUAUUCAGAUACUAUAUAUAUUCCUUAUUUGCACUGCAAAAAUGGACCCGUAUGUGUUCAAAAAGGGAGACUGAUUUUGUUAAUCAUAUUUUGUAUGUUUAUAAAGUUCAUGUACUCUAUGUGCAACAGCGGGCACGGCGGUUUCCUUUCAGGAAGGAGAUGGACAAAUCAAAACUUCUCUGAAAUCGGGUUUUAUGGUUUUAAGAUCCAAACUAACCUCUCUGCUUCUAUGAUCUAGUCACUAGAAUUUCUAUGACUCUGAUAGUUAAGACUAGAUUUUUACGAUUUGCGAUCUUAUCAUCAGAGCUUUGAUCCGAUUUUGAUUCUAAUAGUUAAGAUUCUACGAUUUGCGACCUUAUCAUCAGAGCUUUGAUCCAGAAUCACAGUGAUACAGCAUGACGUGCUCCUCUGUUUUGGGUACACCACACACUCCACGGCCUUCAUCCGGCAGAGCCACAACCACCCAACCCAGCUGACACCAUCAAAAUCGCGGUUACGGGUCUGUUCAUUCAUCCCGCACCCCACCUACACGCAGACGCAGCUCUCGGCCGCCGCCGCCACCAGGGCAAUGGAGCCCGAGCCCGACCGCGGCGUCUCCCUCCUCUCCCCCGCCCCAAGCCCUAGCCACCAACCCAGCCUCCGGGCGGCCAAGUCCACGGCCUUCAAGCGCGAGGAGCGCCGCAAGCACAAGGAGCAGAAGCGGGAGCGCAAGCGGCAGGAGAACCUCGCCCUCGCGCUCGCGCAGUGGGAGCCCCUCGGCGCCCCACCCCGCCCGGCCGCCACCCCCACUCCCGGCGAGCCACUCGACGACAAGCCCUGGCCGUGUGACCCGCCAUCUCCCGCGGACGCCGCGCCCUCCGCCGCCUGGGGCUGGGGCCCUCCGGCGGAGCCCUCCGCCGACAGGGGCUGGGGCCUUCCAGCGGAACCGCCGGCGCAGCCGCCGGUCGCGGCAAGGUGCCCCCAGGCCGACGCGGUGAGGGCGUGCCGCGCGUUGUUUGAAGAGCACGCCGAUAACGACGACGACGGCGACGAGGAGGGGGAGGAAGAGGAAGGCGAUGUGGCCCGGUUCUUCGACGAGCUGCUGGAGAAAGACGCGGACCUUAGGGGGUUCUACCAGGUGGAGCGGGAGACGGGGCGGUUCCUGUGCCUGGUGUGCGAGGGGGUCGGCGCCAGGGCGGGGAAGCGGUUCCCCGGCUGCGCCGCCCUGGUGCAGCACGCCGGCUCGGUCGCCCGGACCAAGAGGAGGCUCGCUCACCGCGCCUUCGCCGACGCCCUCGGCCGCCUGCUCGGCUGGGGCGCGGGCCGGACCACCCCUGUUCCGGCUGAUUGCGACAACGAUGGCGCUAUUGAUCAAGCUGAGCACUUGGAUUCUUCUGAAUGUGCAGAAAUGGAGGUUGCCUAAUUUAUCUCAUCGUGCUAACUUAGAGAUUCUUUCUUGGUCAGAAAGCUUGGAAAUACAUGUGAUUUGGUUUGAUGUAUCGAUAACCUGGAUGCUCAUUGUCAACAUCUGUGCGUAAUAUGCUCUGGUAACCUUGAUGCUUGUGUUUAACAUCUCAAGCCGGAUCUAAAAGUUUCUGAUUUGCAAUGCAUUGUAUUUCAGUUGUUGAUUCCUGGUGUGUAUUGAUCUUGAGUUUGAAGGAAACGAGUCUAACUACUGAGAA